AUGCUUUUAAAAACAUAUAUUUCUGCACAAUUAUUUCUAGCAGCAUGGGCGGCAACCGUCCCUACACCCACAGUUACAGGGAUCUUCAACUUUACCUCACUAAUAGACAUGGUGGUAAAUAUCUCAAGUCCCACAGUGUCAUCUUCUAGCGUGUCGGACAUUAAGCCAGAGCCAGCAUGUCGUCUGCAAGAGAUCGCUGGCUGUUUCAGUACCACUGCCCCGAGGUUCUACACGGCCGUCAUCAACAUCUACAGGAGGGACACCAGAAUGUCCAUUUGUGGCAUUGCUGACUACUUCAAUACCUGUGCCGUACCUUACAAACAAAAGUGUUCGUCUGCUGAAACUUUAUCAUUCGAUAUCUUCACUGGACUUAUUCAAUACCUGUGUACAGAGCAAGGCUAUAACGACUACCUGUCGCUGGUACCGUGUGUCUCCAACCCGGAAGUGACAACAGAGAUAAACAAAUGUGUCGACAACUUUCCUUCCCCUCUUCGAUGGGACGACUUGUGCAGACUGCCCGACGACUACACUUCCUGUGUGAUAAACGCCACGAGGGGCUACUGCGAAGGGACUUCGGCAGACAUGCUGCGACAGACAUUGAACACCAUUUUGUAUCCUCUUAAAAUAGCAACAUGUCAGAAUAGACCGUCACCAACAGACAACACUAAAAACGCAGUUCAAGCUAGAGAAGUCGAUGCUCAAGCUAUUAUAGAGCCUGCAUUCAGUUUGAAAAUCGCAGAGGCUCCAUCGACAGGAGCAUCAGAUAAAGAGCGACCCAGCAUAUUGACAACAUUAACAGAUGCAGCAACCACGACAUUACCAUCACUAGAAAUACCAACAGUUGUAGUGGAUGGUUCAGUAACACCAACAUCACCACAAGAGUUCUCCAUAGAUGCGAAGACAACUGCAGUCUCUCGAGAAUUCUCCAUUGCAACAGUUGAUGCCACAGACAGGGCAACAUCGUCACGAGAAUUCUCAACAGCCUCAACAGGUAUUUCAGCAUCUAGAUCUGUUGAUACUGUCUCACCCGCACCCAUAGAAGUUACAACAAUUGAGGCAUCGCCUAGGGAAUUUUCUACAGCUUUUCUGCAAGUUACGGCAGUGCAAACACUGCAAGGGUCUCAGGGAGAACUGUCAACAGAAGCAACUCUAGAAGCAACACCUUCGGGACUGUCUUCAGAAAAUUUGAGGACUGAAUUACCGCGUACUAACACUUUCCAGAAGGUUUCUGAAAAUGUUUCAACAUCACAGUUACAAACAUCUACUGUGCAAACAUUAGUAGAGUAUCCACAGCCAACCGCUGUGGGGUUUGCUUCGUCAAGCCUUGCCACUCAAGAUGGUACAGUUUCUGUCAUUGUUCCACAAGCCACUAGCUCUUUAGAUAUAUUCACAACAGCUGUGUCAGACAACAGAGCACUCAAAUUAUCAACGAAGUCCUUCUCAACUAGUGUUCUCGACAUAACCAUCCCAGAGAUAUCAGAACAAUUUUCAACGGUUGCACUAAAUAUCGAAACAUCCCAAGUAACAACAGGGAACAUUCCAGCACAAACUGCAGAUGUAACUGUAACAGAAACACCAGUUAGCCGAUUCGCAACAUUUGCCUCAGAUAUCAGGGUACCCGGAGAUUCAUCGCGAGAGUUUGUACCUGAAAGUACAGCUGUAGCUGAAGCAUCAGUAUUUUCAGAACAAUUUUCCACUGCUGCUCUUGCCAUUUCAACAUCCAAAGUGUUAUCCGAGGGUUUUUCAUCAAGAAUUCCCUCGGAACAAUUUUCAAGUUUUGUUCCAGAUAUAGGUCUGACAGUGAUAUCUUCUGAGAUAUUCCCAACGGCCACUUAUGAUGAUAGAACAAUAGAAGCACCUGCAACUACAACUCCAGUAAAGUUAACAUCUAAGACUGAAAUACUAACCAUGAGUCUAGCUGGUACAACACCUUAUUCUAAAAUACCAACAAAUCUUGACUUAUCAACAUCGGCAAGUGAAAUAAACACAAUUUAUAAAGAUGGCAAAACAAUACCUACAACGGAAUUAUCAACAAUAUUUCAAGAAAUGUCAACGAACUUACCAAUUGAAGUAUCACUUAUAGCUUCAGAAUACAUAUCAUCCGCUCAGGACCUGAAAACAACAUUAACUGCUGGUACAACACUUUAUCCAAGUUUAGGAAAUCACCUAACAACAGUGAGACAAGAAAGUUCUACAGAAUAUACACCACUGGUUGAAGGAACCUCAAUAACAAUUGUAAGAGAGGCUUCAAUAUCACCCUCAUCGUUUGAAGCAUCUUCAGUAACAACGCAAGAACUUCAAAUAUCGCCAACAUCUGUAGACUAUUUACCUACAGCCACAGCGGACAUCGCAACGACCCAAACGUCCUCACAAGCGACAACAACCACAUCAGCACCACCAACAACAACGUUUGCAUCCAAAACUACUUUAGAUUUCAAAACCUCACCCCUCAAAUGUUAUGAAUGCCACAGCGGGGCUCCUGGGUCAUGGCAGAACGUCAACUGUCCGCCGGACGGACGCAUCAAGAAAUGGGCAGUGACGACAAAACUUUGUCAUGGGCCUUGUGUCUCCAUGGUUAGCCGGUACCCAGCGGGAGAUGUAUACAGAGCCUGCUCCACGAACUACUACUUCCCUAAACCACCCCCAAGUGAAGGCUGCAUCAAAGAAGAUCAGGGCGUGUUCUGCUUCUGCUCCACUAACUUCUGCAACACCAGGAACAUGACCAAAGAACAGAAAGACUACAUCCAGCCACCGAACUUUCAAAUUUCAAUUUGA
This is a messenger RNA of Candidula unifasciata, 2775 nucleotides long. Lineage: Eukaryota; Metazoa; Mollusca; Gastropoda; Stylommatophora; Geomitridae. The record is from the annotation of a GenBank genome assembly.